CAGUGUUGUCUUUCUGUGCCGGCUCUCUGACGCUAAUUGAUGUCACGGGCAGCAGUGUUACGUCGCCGGGGCGGAGCUCGGAGCCCGGACUGGGGCGUGCCCGGUUAGCGCCCGGUUUACGCCGCUUCAGUGCCCGGUCAGUGCCCGGUUUACGCCCGGUCAGCGCCCGGACAACGCCCGGUUAGCGCCGGCUCAGCGCCGGCUCAGCGCCCGAUCAGUGCCCGGUGAACGACCGGUUAGUGCCCGGACAACGCCCGGUUAGCGCACACAUGGAGUUCGCGGAGCUGAUCAAGACGUGGAGAGUUGACGGGGUGAUACUACGGCGGCCGCUGGCGGGCCCGGUGAAGGGAACUCUGUGUGUCAGUAGCCACCAUCUACUGCUGUCAUCCCGCGCCGGCCACACCGAGGAGCUUUGGCUUCUGAUCAGAAACAUCGAUGCCAUCGACAAGAGCGUUGAGAACCUGUGCCGAUAUCCAAACACCGAAUUUACAGGGUCUAUAGGGACGAUCACUAUCAAAUGUAAAGACUUCUGCAUCUGGCACCUGGAGAUACCUGGAAUGGAUGAGUGCCUGAACAUUGCCAGUUCUAUUGAGGCUCUGCUGUCACUGGAGUCCAUCGCCCACACCUACCCUUUCUUCUACCGACCAAAGCUGCUGCGACUGCAGGAAGGCUGGGACCUGUGCAGCCCUGAGGACCACUACACCCAACUCUCUGCCCACACGGACAGAUGGAGGCUCAGUUACGUGAACAAGGACUUCAGUGUGUGCACGAGCUACCCCAUUGCCUUGAUCGUCCCCAGGACCAGCGACGAUGCCGUGUUGAGGAUUGCCGCCACGUUUAGGCACGGUGGCCGUUUCCCGGUGCUGUGUUACUGGCACCAGAGGACCCGCAUGGUGAUUCUCAGGAGCAGCCAGCCACUGACGGGUGUGAAUGGGAGGAGGUGCGUGGAAGAUGAGGGGGUGCUGGCUGCUGCCCUCCGGCCCGGGGAAGUGGGGUUCAUCAUCGACACCCGCUCUCUACAGGCCAGGGUCAGGGGCGGAGGCAUGGAGAACAAAGCACACGACCUCAACUGGAGAAAGCUGCACAGACCCAUGGAGAGGGGGCGGGGGCUGCAGGAGAGCCUGGUGAAGCUGCUCGAUGCCUGUAAUGACCCGUCCACCAGUGUGGACCGCUGGCUCAGCAAACUGGAGGCGUGUCGCUGGCUGGAGCAUGUCAAGACCCUGCUCACCACCGCCUGCCUGGUGGCACAGUGUGUGGACAGGGAGGAGGGGUCGGUGCUGGUCCAGGGGUCAGAGGGCAGGGACGCCACUCUACAGGUCACCUCAUUGGCCCAGGUCAUCCUGGACCCGGACUGCCGGACGGUGCUGGGCUUCCAGUCGCUGCUCGAGCGGGAGUGGCUGCAGGCUGGCCACCCGUUCUCUGCCCGCUGUGCCGCCUCCGCCUACUCCCACGCCCGGCCCGGCGCCGAGUCGCCCGUCUUCCUGCUCUUCCUGGACGGAUGUUGGCAGAUUUGCCGCCAGUUCCCGCGAUGUUUCCAGUUCCAGCCGCACUUCCUGGUCACCCUCUUCCAGCACGCGUACGCCUCGUGUUGUGGCACCUUCCUGGGCAACGACCCCGCACAAAGGUUGAUGCUGAAAGUGAAGGAGCGGACGAUAUCCUUAUGGGCAAAGCUGAACAGCCCGUCAGAGCGUGAACAAUAUCUCAACCCACUCUACGAACCGAACAGCUUGGCCAUCUGGCCAUCGGUGGCACCACAGAGCCUGCAGCUUUGGCACGGUGUGUUCCUCAGGUGGAAACAAUCAGCAGAGCACCAGGAGGAGGCCUGGGAGCAGGUGCAGCACCUGAUGAGGAGAAAACCACCGGCAACAAACUCGGCAACGCCUGCGGCAGUGGAGGUGGACGAGAAGCCAGCGGCGCCCGGCGCUCCAGUGUCCGUCUAAUGUCCACGAUAUAUCUCCAUGAAGGUCAGCACUAUCCCACAGGGUCACUGGGCCAAAGGUCGUCACUGACAAUGGGCCUUACCCACACACCAGUCAAGGGAGGAGGAGGACAGAUAAGGAACACGUCUCCAUCUGAGGAAACAAUUAUUUUUGAAUAAAGUUGAAAACAUUGUUAUUUUACUUGGUCUUCUGGCAAGAAAUGUGAUUAGAGUUGUGAACUCAUACUGAUUGUUAAAAUAUCCAGGUGUGGCCAGACCAGUGAAGGUCCACUUGUACACGGACUUGUUUCCUUCAUCGUGGAGGAGGGAGAUGGUUGUAGGGAUGAGUGAGAUGGCCCAGUGCUGAGGCCACCAGAUUCACUGUAGGGAUAUGUAAAUGCUGCAAUGCUCAGCGGUCGGGCAGCAUCCGUGGGGAGAGAAGCUGAGACCACGUCCCCUUCUGGUGACAUUUCACCCGAGCUGG
Messenger RNA from Amblyraja radiata (thorny skate), 2402 nucleotides. Its product is annotated as myotubularin-related protein 9-like. Gene Ontology annotation, cellular component: cytoplasm. The record is from RefSeq and is a predicted model, not a curated record. Gene Ontology annotation, biological process: phosphatidylinositol dephosphorylation; negative regulation of autophagy. Lineage: Eukaryota; Metazoa; Chordata; Chondrichthyes; Rajiformes; Rajidae. Gene Ontology annotation, molecular function: protein phosphatase binding. The transcript has 11 exons. Bases 270 to 1940 code for a protein of 556 amino acids.